Molecule: messenger RNA, 1254 nt
Organism: Colletotrichum navitas
Lineage: Eukaryota; Fungi; Ascomycota; Sordariomycetes; Glomerellales; Glomerellaceae
Product: RNA recognition domain-containing protein
Exons: 2
Coding region: 118-1095 (325 amino acids)
Cellular component (GO): ribonucleoprotein complex
Molecular function (GO): RNA binding
Source: RefSeq, a predicted model, not a curated record
ACUUGGCAGAUUUUCCCUCUCGACUCACUCAUCCCGCAUAUUUUUACUCGCACAACUCGGGAUCGUGGCCGACGGCUCAAGUCAAUUCUGCUUCCAUCGGGUUACGGGACUGGCACUAUGGCCACAUCAGGAUCAUCGGAUCAGCCCAUCGCUCUGGCCGAGGGCCGGCGCAUCUACCUUGGCAACCUCCUCUACAUCGUCCAGCCGGUCGAAAUCGAGGAGAUGCUCAAGGACAACGGCUUCUCGGAGUACGACAAGAUUCACAUCUCGAUGGACCCCGUCACCGCUCGCAACCCGGGGUAUUGCUUUGUCGACUUCAAGACCCGCGCUGAUGCCGAGCGGGCCCUUUCAUCCCUUGACACAAGCAUCCGCAGCAGGCCUCUCAAGGUCGGCCCUUGUGAGCCCAAGAGACAGCAGGCAAACCGUUGGACAAGCUACAAGGAUUCCAAUUUCAACCGAUGGGGCAACUGGUCCGGGCAGAGAGGCCAGGCUGGAGAUAACUCGGAAGAGGGAGGAGUGCAGAAUGGCAAGGGCGAUAAGCGCCGCAUCGAGAACGGCCCUUACGGAGCCAUCGAACACUUUGACGAGGUCGUUGCCACAGAUACCGAUGGAAGGCGGCUUUACAUUGGCGGCUUGCCCAAAAUGAUCGAUCAGCAGCAAAGUCAAGAUGAGAUGCGUGAAAUUUUGACCGGUUUCGAUCCGGUGGCCAUCAGCAAACGGAUCACUCCUCACGAGUCGACGAGGUCGAUGCCGGGGAACCAUCACUACUGCUUUGUCGACUUUGCAACUGUCGACGAGGCUUCUGCCGCGCUUAAAGCGUUGAACGGGAAGCUGUGGGCUGACGAACGAUUACGCGUCAACGUAGCCAAGCCUCUGCCGGACAAGUUGAAAGACCGCCUCCAUCCCAGGAAUGAGAGGGACCCCCCCAGUAGGGACAACACGGUCUGGAGUGAUAAACCCACGCGCAAGAACCAGUCCUCGGCAGGCGAGCGUUCAUCAUGGAGGAAACCCAGCAACAACGAUUCCAGUAGAAACAGCAAUCCCUCGCAACCGCUUAGGUCUCUGGCUUCUGGAAACUGGCGUACAAAAGAGUAAAUUUAACCAGCCCCUGAAAGCGAUUGUUCUGUGUGCCAAUAAGGGCUCUGUAACGAAAACCCCAUGUAAGCGAUUCAGACUCGCAAUGUUGGUCCCGUUGGGUAUCUUUAGAAGAGUUCCAAAUUGCCAGCCAGGUAUAUAUAUAUAUAUAUAUAUAUA